AUGGAACUCAAGAAUCCAGAUACCUCUAUGCCCGGAUACGAACCAGGCGAAGUCAUGGACAUAGAUGAGUUGUAUUAUCGCGGCGAUGAAAGCGAUGAGCCGGGGUUAUCUGAGGAUGACCAGAGGAAAAUACAUAUACAAGGUCUAUUGCGUCAGAUUGAAACCCGCAUUGACGAUAGUACAUUGCGAGAAGCACCGAAGGGUAUAAUGAAAUAUUACCGAGAUGCAUCCGAUGAGGUCAAACAGCUCUUGGCUGAUCCGGAAAACGAGGAGGUAUUUCAAAAGCUAUUGGCGUACCAAACCAAUAUCCAGCGCCAGAAGAAAGGUUUCAACCUCAAUGUCGAACAUAUACGCGAGGUAGCGAGAUGCAUUAUUGCUUGCCACGAAAGAUUACUUCAAAACCCAGAAGACAUGCUCGAAAAGUGCAAAUACACAGAAGCUUUGGUUACCUUUGAAUGUCAGAGACGGUACGAUGGAUGGCCAAGGGAUUGGAAUCUUCGGGACUCCCAUGAGGCGGUCCCCGUGGCCUUCGGUGCAAUGGCCGAUCCUUACGUUCAUGUCCUAAAGAGUGAUCCCAGAAACAAAGAUGCCAGAGCCAAAUUGCGAGACCUGGAUGUCCAGCUUCAAACUUGGUUCAAUUCCAAACAGCAAAUGGGACCAUGGGACAAGCUCAUCGGAUUCUACGAUGAACUGGUUUCCAUCAUGCCGGGUAUUCAAGCUGAUCACGAGCUCCACCUACAUCUAGAGGACUUCCUUGAGACAAACCACUACCCUCUCUCCUGGGCAGACAAAUUCUGA
This is a messenger RNA of Aspergillus melleus, 798 nucleotides long. RefSeq lists its product as uncharacterized. The record is from RefSeq and is a predicted model, not a curated record. NCBI's taxonomy places the organism in Eukaryota, Fungi, Ascomycota, Eurotiomycetes, Eurotiales, Aspergillaceae. The transcript has 2 exons. The coding region runs from base 1 to 798 and encodes 265 amino acids.